Molecule: messenger RNA, 393 nt
Organism: Ostertagia ostertagi
Lineage: Eukaryota; Metazoa; Nematoda; Chromadorea; Rhabditida; Trichostrongylidae
Source: the annotation of a GenBank genome assembly
AUGUUCCACUUAAGAUCUUACCUUAUGAAUACCCUUCGUCUCGAAUCGAAUUCUGCAAUUCUUUUGGAAUUUCUUGGGAUUCUAUAUCAUCUUUGGAUCAUCACUAUAGCAAUAUUCACGACCUCCUUCAGCUCGUCGAUACGUAAUAGUAUGGCCGGAGGUGCAACACGGAAUGCGAGAAAAUCGAGGAAGCGGAAGAACUCUGAGGACAGCACAUCGGCUGCUCCGUCGAGGACUCUGAAGCAGUAUUCGGUGGACGAAAAACUGGAAAUAAUCGAAUUCGCGAAGGGUAAUGGAAAUCGCGCGGCUGGUCGGGAAUACAAUGUCGCAGAAAGUUCGAUUCGAGAAUGGCGAAAGAACGAGGAGAAGCUCAGGUUAGUGGCUGUCUUCUAG